Messenger RNA from Cooperia oncophora, 957 nucleotides. The record is from the annotation of a GenBank genome assembly. NCBI's taxonomy places the organism in Eukaryota, Metazoa, Nematoda, Chromadorea, Rhabditida, Trichostrongylidae.
UUGUCAAAUGUUAGGUCCUUUGUUAAAAAUAGUGACGCUGUCAUUUCGCUGUUAAUACGUGAGAGCUAUGAUUUGGUUUUUCUCUCGGAAUCUUGGUUAACUCCUAAUAUUGAAGUAUCUAGUUUGCUAGGUGUUGCUAACUCUCAGUACACUCAUCUCAGAUGUGAUCCUACCAGAAGAAAAGGAGGGGGUGUCCUGAUUCUCAUUAGAAGCGCUAUACCUCACAAUAUUGUCUUGAGUGAAUCAGUACCCGAAGCUUAUGAAAUUAUUGUUAUUGAUGCAUACCUUAACCUUACCACUGUCAGAUUCGUGUUAAUCUACAGGACUCCAUCUUGUAAUGCCCUCAAGACCAAUUUACUUCUUAAAGCUAUAAGUGACUUCAGUUCUCAUGAUGGAGCAACUCUCGUACUAGGUGACUUUAACAUGGCUGAUGCUGCUUGUAUCAAAGUGAUGCAGACGCUGUACUCUCAUGAGUUUGUCCAGCUAGUACAUACCCCUACCCGAGGCAGCUCCAUCCUUGACUUGGUCUUCUGUAAUCGCCGCUUCCUAGUCUCAGGAGUCAAUGUUCUACCACCCAUUGGUACCAGUGACCAUGCCUACUGUUCAUCGGCACUGGUUAGGGACUUCUCUCGAGUGGAUUGGCGGGCUGUCGGAGAUUACCUCGGAGGCGUCGACUGGAUUGGUUCCUUUAAUAGCGUUUGCUCAGUUAAUGAUAAGUACGAGUUAUUCCUGUCCAUUUUGAAUGAUGUCAUCAACACUUUUGUCCCACUUUGUAAAGUCAAGCGGGGGUACAGAUUCCUUCCCGGAUAUUUAGAUCGAAUGAUUACUCGUUGCGCAGAUCUCUGGGAUUUAGCGGUCAAAGAAAACACAGAAUCUGCUGGACUUCUUACAAACAGUUUACUCGAAAGAUGGAUAAGGCCCUUGCGAAAUACUAUGCAAGCGUUGAGAAUAAAAUAA